This is a messenger RNA of Moesziomyces aphidis, 321 nucleotides long. NCBI's taxonomy places the organism in Eukaryota, Fungi, Basidiomycota, Ustilaginomycetes, Ustilaginales, Ustilaginaceae. The record is from the annotation of a GenBank genome assembly.
AUGGAUCGGCGAUCAACGUCGAUCCCCACCGAGACGGAUCGGAAGAUUUGGUCCCAGCCCAGCGACGGCGUCACGCGGUCUCGAUCGCCUGCUGCCACCGCGCACUCCUCGGCCCUCAACGAGUGGCAAUCUGCCCGACUGGUCAUCUCGCGGUACGCUAGCUCGUCCCAGCCACCCGUGCCUGCUCGUCUCCAUUUCAUACCCUCGAUCGAGCCAGUCCAGACACCCCCCGCCAAGCCCACUCUCGUUGCAAAGCAGCUCGCCCGACUUCAUAUCCGACACUCGCUCAGCGCAAUUUCCACUUUGACAGCCUUGCUUUGA